AUGUCGGCCGAACCCGAGCCACGCCGCUCUGUCAGAGCCACAAAGGGACAGCACACAAAGGCAUUUGACGAAGUUGCCCCCGGCCCGAUGAAGCGAAGACAGACCAAGAAGAGCAAGAAGGCUCAAGAGCAGGAGACCGAGGCCGAGGACGAGCAAGAAGAGGUGAUUCGCUGCGUCUGCGGCGCCACUGAGCAGGACGAGGACUCUGGCGGCGCCUGGAUUUCGUGCGAGACCUGCUACGCCUGGCAGCACAAUGUGUGUGUCGGUGUGAGUUCGUACGAGGACGAGAUACCCGACUAUUACUGGUGCGAACGCUGCCGCCCUCAAGACCACACUGAGCUCCUCGAGGGCAUCGCCAAGGGCGAGAAACCAUGGGAGGCACGGCGCAAGGCCUUCGAAGAGAGAAAGGGACGACGGGGAGGCCGCAGACCAAAGGGCGGUCGUAGGAGCGAUACCAAGGAUGAUGCCGAGAGGGAGAGGGAUAGUCGGUUAAAGACUAAGGCUUCUCCCACCCCAGACUCGGCCAAGGACACCAAGGAUGCAGGCGGCAGCGCUAAGGGCAAGCGCAAGAAUCGCGAGGAUUCCCACGACACGGAUGGCAAGUCUUCCAAGGCGAGACGUGUGUCGGCCUCGCCCGCGUCGCCCAAACCCAAGUAUGUGCCACCCAAGGACCUUGAGCCAGCCAUCAAAGAGCUACCGCCAACACGGAACGGCCCGGCAAAGGCACUGAAAAAAUCUAUCGUUCACGUCAUGACUUCCAUGGCAAAGGAUGGUGGCAUCGAGGUUCCCGAGGGAUCGAGCAUCGAUGUCAUGGCUGAGACGUCGGCUCUGCAGAUUGAACGCGCCGUCUUCGAUACGCACCCUAUGUCCAAGGGCCAGAAGGAGUAUAGCCAGCAGAUAAAGUCGUUGACUUUCAACCUGAAGAACAACCCAGAAUUGAUGCACGGCCUCAUGGACGGGGCCCACACCCCCACGACGCUGGCUGUCAUGACAUCAGACCAGCUGGCAUCGUCUGAGAUGCAGCGUCAGACGGCCGAGAUGAGGGCCAAGGCCGAGAAGGCGUCCAUUCUCUAUCAACAGGAGACGUCCGGACCGCGUGUAAGGCGGACUCACAAAGGUGAGGAGGUGGUUGAGGAGGACGGCCUCAUCACCAACGACAAGGACGACGCACCACAACCGUCGUUGGCACGUCGAUCGGUAUCGAGUGCUGCCACAGGAAGGGACCAGGGAUCAAAUAUCAAGCACGAGUCGGGUGGUGAUUCGACCGACCAAGUCGAGCUGCCAGAGCCGGAACCCUCCCAUAAUGAGGCAGCGCAGCAGCAAGGCUCCCCUAGCCAGGCCAACUUCGACAUCAACAAGGUCUUUUCCAGCGUACGCUCCCCCUCAACAUCAAAGCCUCGUCGGCCGUCUGUGCUGACGGGGCCGGCCGGUGGUCCUGGAGAAGAUGCCGACGUGGACCGUAUGCUGCAGGACGAAGACGACUCACCCCCUUACUCGCCAACCGAUGAGGCGCAGGACCCAGGUGUUGUGUGGCGUGGGUCGCUGGCUAUGAGCUCCAUUGCCGACUUCCAAGCCCGGGCCAAGCACGUCGGAGGUGCUAAUUUUGCGUCGAUUGGCCCGUGGUCCAAGUUGAUCCCGCCCCGGCUGGCAGUGGCCGGCCGCAUCCCCCAGCAGAGCGCCAUAGAGUACCUCUGCGGAUUGCGGUAUAGCCCCCUGACGGACGUUGUUGUCGUCAAUCUGGAACCGACGAGCUCCUCGUCGCAGUCCGAGUUCAAGGCCAUCAUCGACUACUUUGUCAGCAAGAAGCGGUACGGCGUCGUGGGCGACAAGGUAGCUGGUAACGUGAGGGACACUUACCUCGUGCCUGUGCCACCGGGCGAGGACAACCACCCAGAGUUCAUGCUCAACCUCAUGGACAAUCACAUCCCCAAGAGCCGGACUGAGCCCAUGCUCCUGGCGGUUUUUGUCUACCGCAACGACCCGUCACAGGUCAAGGCCAUCACACCUACGACGCCGGCUACCAGUGCUGGAGGCACACCCACCCCGGCGCCCAAGACGACGGUCGAGAGGAGCAAUUCGAUUCCUGGACCGACAUUUUCACCAGCCACCCCCCAGGCGCCACCCUUGGUUGCUGCUCCUGCUCCUGCCAUGACAGCUCUCCAAUCUACCACACCCGUACCUAUCCCUCAGCCUCCUCACGCACGCUCUCAACAACCUCAAGCCGCCGCCGCCGCUGCUGCAGCACUUCCUCAGCAGGCUCAGCCUCAGCAGGCUCAGCAGCAUCAGCCACAACCUCCGGUCGACGAGGCUCAAAGGCAGCAGGCCUUCCGGAAUGGACACGCAAUGGCUAACGAAGUUCUGGGCCCAGAGCUCAUGGCGUCGCCUACUGUGCACUUCCUGCUCCCGCAGGCAUGGCAAAUGUCGCGGAAGGAGUGGGAGGUGAUUCGGGACAUUUAUACGAGAGAACCUGCCUCGAGGGGGGAUUUGCAAUUCCUUGGACGGCUACUGGAAAAGGAGGGCAAGGCUUGA
Geosmithia morbida is the source of this 2529-nucleotide messenger RNA. Its product is annotated as SPOC domain. The coding region runs from base 1 to 2529 and encodes 842 amino acids. NCBI's taxonomy places the organism in Eukaryota, Fungi, Ascomycota, Sordariomycetes, Hypocreales, Bionectriaceae. Gene Ontology annotation, cellular component: nucleus. The transcript has 3 exons. Gene Ontology annotation, molecular function: RNA polymerase II transcription regulatory region sequence-specific DNA binding. Gene Ontology annotation, biological process: transcription elongation by RNA polymerase II; DNA-templated transcription; transcription antitermination. The record is from RefSeq and is a predicted model, not a curated record.